This is a messenger RNA of Salvelinus sp. IW2-2015, 3097 nucleotides long. Its product is annotated as signal transducer and activator of transcription 4-like. Gene Ontology annotation, molecular function: DNA-binding transcription factor activity, RNA polymerase II-specific; RNA polymerase II cis-regulatory region sequence-specific DNA binding. Gene Ontology annotation, biological process: response to peptide hormone; cell surface receptor signaling pathway via JAK-STAT; regulation of cell population proliferation. The record is from RefSeq and is a predicted model, not a curated record. Lineage: Eukaryota; Metazoa; Chordata; Actinopteri; Salmoniformes; Salmonidae.
UGCUAAGUAGUUGCAAAGUAACUAAAAAGUAGUAAGUAGUUGAAAAGUCGCUAAUUAGCUAAAAUGCUAAAGUUGACCGUGAUAAGAUUUGAACUCUCAACCUUUGGGUUGCUAGACAUUUUUGUUAUACAACCACCCGUCCACCUGUCUUUUCGCAAUCAUAUGAAAUCUAACACAUCAUAAGAAACGGGUUUAUGUACAGAAUAAUACGAAAUGCUCUGAGACCAGGUUGUGUGGGAGGAAGAUGACAAAACCUAUAGGGCAGGCCUAUUACGUGACGAUCAUCGUAAAAGAAGUCUCUGGUCGGAAUUCACGAAGGCUUCAAGAGGAAACAACUGAAAAACAAUCUCAUGACUUGUGUACGGUGGAUAUUUAUGUGAUGGAGCACCGKGUCGAAAGUCACAGAAUGAGUCAAUGGAAACAAAUUCAACAGCUCGAGUUCAAAUACCUGGAGCAGGUGGACUACCURUAUGAUGACAACUUCCCUAUGGGAAUUCGGCAGGUGCUUUCUGACUGGAUUGAAAGCCAGGACUGGGAUAUGGCCGCAAACCAUGAGUCCAUGGCGACAGUUCUCCUCAGCAAUCUCCUGUCUCAGUUGGACAGGCAGUAUUCUCAGGAACAGAACUUCCUACAAAGACACAACCUGAAGAACAUCAACAAGCAGUUACAGAUAAAAUACAAAGUCUACCCUCUGCUCAUGGCCAGGGUCAUCUCCACUAGCCUCAGAGAGGAGCGUCGUAUCAUCGCGUCAGCCAACAUACAGGAACAGGGCCCGUUGGAGAAGUCUUUGCAGAAUUCCGUGGCCUUCGAGAGACAGAAGAACAUGGACAACAGGGUGGCAGUGAUCAGGAGUAAUGUGCAGAUGCUGGACCAGGCAGUGAAAUGUCUAGAGGACAUGCAAGAUGACUUUGACUGCCGCUUCAAAACUAUCCAGUCUCGAGAUCCGGCGGACAGGAACACAGAGGGGAUGAAACAGGAAGUGAACCGACUGCAGGAGAUUCUCAACAACCUGGACUUUAAGAGGAAGGAGAACCUGUCUAAAAUGAGUGACGUGAUAAAAGAGAUUGACGCUCUGAUAGACUCCCAGCUGAACCCAGAGCUGAUGGAGUGGAAACGCAGGCAGCAGAUCAACUGUAUAGGUGGCCCACUGCUCACUGGACUGGACCAGCUCCAGAACUGGUUUACUCUGACAGCCCAGAGUCUGUUCCAGACGAAACGUCAGCUGGACAAACUGGGAGAUCUUAUCCUGAAGGUGACCUAUGCGAGCGACCCCAUCUCCUUGCAGAGACCGCAGCUGGAGGAGCAGGUCAAAUACCUAAUCGACCACCUCAUCAAAAGCUCAUUUGUGGUGGAGAAGCAGCCAUGGAUGCCAACCCACCCCCAAAAACCUCUCAUCAUCAAGACCGGGGUGCAGUUCACCACCAAAGUCAGAUUGCUGGUCAAACUCCCAGAGGUGGAUUAUCAACUCAAAGUGAAGACGAUAUUUGACAAGGACCUCCCCCCUGGCAGAGUACAUCGUCAGUUCUUCAUCCUGACUUCCACCACCAAAGUAAUGGACGUGGAGGAAUCAUCUAAUGGCUGUCUAUCUGUAGAGUUCAGACACUUGCAGCUGAAAGAGAAGAAAUAUGUUAACGGUACCAAGGUGAACGAGGGUCCUCUCUCUGUGACGGAGGAGCUCCACUCCCUCAGCUUCGAGGCCCAGUUCAACAUACAGGGCAUUAACAUCGACCUGGAGACCUGCUCUUUUCCUCUGGUGAUCAUCUCCAAUGUUAGCCAGCUGCCUGGAGGCUGGGCCUCCAUCAUGUGGUACAACAUGCUGACUGACGAACCCAGGAACCUGGACUUCUUUGCCAGUCCUCCGCGGGCCAGUUGGGGCCAGCUCUCUGAAGUGCUGAGUUGGCAGUUCUCGACUUUCACUGGGCGGGGCCUCAACAGGGAGCAGCUGUGCAUGCUGGGAGAGAAACUCAUGGGUCAGCAAGCCUCCCACAAUGAAUGUCAGGUAUCCUGGUCCAAAUUCUGCAAGGAGAAUAUUCCUGGGAAGCCUUUCAGUUUUUGGAUGUGGCUGGAUUUCAUCCUGGAGCUCAUCAAGAAGCACCUGCUCCCCAUCUGGAACGACAACUGCAUCAUGGGCUUUGUCAGUAAGGAGACAGAGAGGGCCUGUUUGAAGGACAAGGAGCCUGGGACAUUCCUGCUGCGCUUCAGUGAGAGCCACCUGGGUGGGAUCACUUUCACCUGGGUGAAGCAGUCCGACAGUGGAGAGGCUAAAUUAAUCUCGGUGGAGCCAUACACCAAAUCACGCCUCAGCGCUCUCCCGUUCGCCAACAUCAUCCGGGACUACAAGGUCAUCGCAGACGGAGAGGUCCCUGAGAACCCGCUCAAGUUCCUCUACCCCGACAUCCCCAAAGACGAGUCCUUCAGACGACAUUACAACAGUCAGCAGAGCACAGGCAAGAAGUCUUUCCAUAUAUAUCAUCUACAUGGAUCCCCAUCUCCACUUUGCAAUGAGUUCUCCGUACUCCGAGUAACACCAGAUGACCUGCAGAGUAUGCCAAGUAACUCACUCCUCUACGACUUGUGUUCCACUGAGGGCCACUGGAUCUGGCAUUUUCUCUUGCAUCUGAUCACAAUAUAUUGCUCUUCUAUCCAACUGCUAGUAUUGUCUUUGAGCCCAUUGUCAUGAAUACAAACGUAUAAUGUUGUAAAGUAGAUAUUACAUGCAGUGGUAUAUCACUUCUCAUAAAUAGAUGUAUUUAAUUGUGUGUAUUAUGAAAUGUCUUGUAUUAUGCUGUUGAUUUCUGUUUGGCUCUGUUAGUCUAAAACUUCUCUAUCAAGAACCAAGGUUUGUACAAAGAAUGUUUAUUAUCCUAUUCUUUUUCAUUAGUUUAGCUACCAAUUUGAUAUUUUUGCACUAAGAGCCCAAGGCCUCUCGAGUAGAAAAAGGGUUUAACUACAUAUGAUUUAUUGUCUUUAUUACUGAGUAAUAGUAUACCUAUAGAUAGCCAUGAUCAACAAUCAGAGGAUGGAUAAAAUAUUGUACUGGACAAAGCAAUAUUUUUCAUCAGAUUUUCUCUCCUUGAAUAAAGAUUUCUGACCUAUG